This is a messenger RNA of Lingula anatina, 8950 nucleotides long. RefSeq lists its product as uncharacterized. The record is from RefSeq and is a predicted model, not a curated record. Gene Ontology annotation, biological process: extracellular matrix organization. NCBI's taxonomy places the organism in Eukaryota, Metazoa, Brachiopoda, Lingulata, Lingulida, Lingulidae. Gene Ontology annotation, molecular function: extracellular matrix structural constituent conferring tensile strength.
UGCUGUAGAUCUCCUUACUGCUGUGAAUCUAGACAUGGAGUCCUCUUUUGGACUUCCAUUAGGAGUAGAUAAAGCAGAUUCUGGAUUUUGUGACUCAAGGGGAGAGUCCAGGCUUCCAGACCGAGCAUAUAAACUCAACAAUGAAUCUCAGCUAAGUGUAACAACAAAUCAGGUAUUUCCAGACGGAUUCCCAGAGGAUUUCUCAGUCCUCUUGACAAUACGCCCAAAACAGGGAAACCGUGGUUAUUUAUUCACAAUAUACAGUGGCAGAACAGCCCAUGAAACAUUGGCAGUCCAGAUGGGUGAAGACCCCAAGUUUGUAUAUGAGGAUAGCACUGGAACCCCGGGAGAGAAAAAUUCACCAGUAUUCAAAGGAGUCAAUUUUUCUGAUGGAAAGUGGCACAGGAUAGCCUACAGUGUAAAAGGAGACUCGGUUACGCUAUACAUGGACUGUAAUCUUAUAGAAACCAAAAAACUAAACAGGUCAAUUCCGGCAAAUGUGGACAACGAAGGUGUCAUUUUCAUUGGACGGCAACUUAUGGAAAUGGAAGAUGUGACAUUUGAGGGCGAUGUCCAGGAUCUCAUCAUCAUUAACGAUCCCCAGGCAGCCUAUGAGCAUUGUGAGAUCUACACUCCUGAAUGUACAGAAGACUUCUUUGGAUAUGUGAAAAAAGAAUAUGACGACACUUACUCUGUUGGAGAGUCAAAAAAUAAUGACUCAUAUUACUCAUCUUAUGAUCUGGAUGAGGAUGUGGCGGGGUCCUAUGGGUCUGGGGAGUUGGCUGCUGGCACGGGAGACUUGGAACCAACCUAUGGUGUCGGAGCAGGUGUUUAUGGCCCUGAUGGAGGUUAUGGAUCAAUAUCUGGUGCCUAUGGCUAUGCAGGACCCCCAGGGCCACCAGGACCACCUGGGUAUACAGGACCAAAGGGAGAAGCUGGUUAUCCUGGCCGUGAUGGCAUUCCAGGAGCUAAUGGAUUACCAGGUCCUCCAGGUCAUGUGUUCAUCAUUCCUCUAAGAAACCCAGGACAAAAAGGCCCCAAUAAUGAAGUCGAAACCUACAGACAGAUGCUUAGUCAACACAUGCUUGCAAUGAGAGGUCCACCAGGAGCUAUGGGAUUCACUGGACUGCCAGGACCACCCGGUCCAUCUGGUGAAAAUGGCCCAAAGGGUGAUAUGGGUGAUCCAGGGGAGCCGGGAUUACAAGGCCCAAGAGGGUACCUGGGCCAGGCUGGAAAGAGAGGAAGAAGGGGUCGACCAGGUUAUGAUGGGGAGAGGGGGCAGACAGGGCCUCCAGGAAACAAGGGCGGUAUUGGUUUCCCGGGACGACCAGGUUUACCAGGAGAGAAGGGAGACAGGGGUAUGAUAGGUGUCACUGGUGAGAGAGGACCACCUGGUCAUGAUGGAUCAAGGGGUGUACCUGGUCUACCAGGCCCCCCUGGCGACCCAGGAGACAUGGGACCAAGAGGGUUCCUAGGACCAAGGGGACCACCAGGACCAAUAGGAAACCCUGGUAUCCCUGGGGUGGAAGGGCCAGAAGGUCAAAAAGGAAAUGCAGGUCCAGUUGGUCAGCCAGGGCCUCCAGGUUCUACAGGACCACCAGGAGCCAGGGGAUCUCCAGGUCCAGUGGGUCCUCUCGGACCUCCUGGAAUUUCUGGACCCAGUGGGAAGCCUGGUCUACCUGGAAUGCCUGGAGUGGAUGGAGAGAUGGGACUGCCAGGACCUGAAGGAGCAACAGGAGAUAAGGGGGAGAGAGGAGAGAAGGGUACCCCAGGAAACUCAGGAUACCCAGGCCCCAGGGGUAUCAAAGGAAUGCCAGGGACCAGGGGACCAGUUGGCGAGAAAGGAGAGAGGGGUAUCACUGGCCUGGAUGGCUACAAGGGAGAUCCUGGUCUGAAAGGUGACAAGGGAGAGAAAGGACCUCCUGGAUCUAGAGGAGAGGAGGGCCCUGUGGGACCAAAAGGUGACCAGGGACCUUUGGGUGAGGUUGGACCACCAGGACCAAUAGGAGAGAAGGGUCAGAUGGGUAUUCCUGGCUACCCAGGCUAUGUCGGACCACCAGGAGAGAAGGGUAACCAUGGUCCCUCAGGUAAAAGGGGUCGUGAUGGAGAUAAAGGAGUAAUGGGAAUGCCAGGACCACAAGGUGAUAUGGGAGAAAGAGGACCAAGGGGCCAAAGAGGAGAGCGUGGUAACAUUGGUGCACCUGGACCCUCAGGGUUGAAAGGAGAGCAGGGGCCACCAGGACCCCCUGGUCCUCAGGGUGAGAGAGGACUGCCAGGACCCCAGGGAAUUCAGGGUUAUAUGGGACCACCAGGAUCACAGGGAUUCCCAGGAAAGGAUGGCAUGCCAGGAUUACCAGGAGAGCGUGGACCAUCAGGUAUCCCUGGCAAUCCUGGGGCAUCAGGUCCAGCAGGACCUGUAGGAAGACAGGGACCCCGUGGAGACCCGGGAGCAGAUGGGGAGAGAGGUUCACCAGGCAUUCCAGGUCAGCCAGGUAACCCAGGACCCUCAGGAGAACCAGGGAAGGUUGGACCUCCAGGUCCAAUAGGCAACCCAGGGCCAGCAGGGACGGAAGUUGGUGCCCCUGGACCCCCUGGUUACCCAGGGGACAGAGGGUACACAGGACCAGCAGGUUUGAUGGGACCUAAAGGAGAUUCUGGACCCCCUGGGCCACCAGGACCAUCUGGUGCCAAAGGAGAGCGUGGGGAGGGUGGAGAGCAGGGGAUCCCAGGUGUUAUGGGACGUCCAGGUCCUCCAGGGACACAAGGACCACAGGGACCAAAAGGAAACAUGGGUAUUGAUGGUGUGCAGGGAGUGGGAGGCCCCAUGGGUAGACCUGGACCAAGGGGUUUUCCAGGAUCUCCAGGCCCAGUGGGGCCACCUGGUGAGGAUGGUGAUAAGGGUUUCCCUGGAACCCCAGGAGCACAGGGAGCAAAGGGAGAUGCUGGGGCCAUGGGCCCACCGGGACCACAAGGACCCCAGGGACCAAGAGGCUCUCCUGGAACACCAGGAGUGCCUGGUGAUAUGGGUUUGAGAGGUCUUCAGGGUCCGGCAGGCCCCAAGGGGUCACAAGGCUUAACUGGCCAGCCAGGUGCCCCAGGGCCAGAGGGCAAGCAGGGCCCACCAGGUGCCACUGGUCAGAAGGGAGAAGCUGGGGAUCCAGGCAGACAGGGCAACAUUGGUAACCCAGGGCCAAUGGGUGAGACGGGACCUCCAGGUAUUGCAGGUGCCCCAGGUGGUAUGGGGCCAGAGGGCCAGACGGGACCCCCAGGAUCUAAAGGUGAUCCAGGGACGCCAGGACCACCUGGAACACCAGGCAGAGAUGGCGCUCCUGGUUCUCGAGGUGCCAAUGGUGGUAAAGGAGACCCAGGUAUGCCUGGUGCACAGGGCCAGCCAGGGCCAGCAGGACCCAGGGGAGAGCCUGGAAACAAGGGGGAAACGGGUCCCAUUGGAUUCCCAGGACCCCCAGGAGAGCCUGGCGGCAUGGGACCUAAGGGAGAACCUGGUCUUAGGGGAGAUGAUGGCAAGAACGGGAUACCUGGGCCAAUGGGUCCUCCGGGUCCAGCGGGCACACUAGGUCCCCAAGGUUCCAGAGGUAAACCUGGUGCCAAUGGUAUCCCAGGGCAGCCUGGAGCCCCAGGGGAGCCAGGAGAGAAGGGGGACAGGGGCUUCCCAGGAGGACAGGGAUUGCAGGGGCCACCAGGACCACCAGGUCACCAAGGACCCCCAGGACCCACUGGUGUCAGAGGACUUCCAGGACCAGCGGGUGAAGCAGGUUCCUCUGGACCACCCGGACCACCAGGCAAAGAUGGCGCCACUGGCCCCAGGGGACUGCCAGGACCAGUUGGAGACCCAGGAGUCAAGGGAGAGAAGGGGCACCAAGGUAACAUUGGCAACAUGGGAGAGAUAGGAGAGACAGGACCUAAGGGUGACCCAGGAAAACGGGGACCACCAGGAGCAGUUGGACCCAAGGGGGACACUGGCCCAGAUGGACCAACAGGACAGAUUGGUAGUGAUGGACCUGCAGGUCCAAUAGGUCAAGAAGGAAGAGUUGGACCAAAGGGUGAACCUGGUGUUGCAGGUCCCCCUGGUCCAGCAGGCCCACCUGGUCCACCAGGUCCACCUGGUCCUGUAAGCGAGAGUACCAUCAUUCCAUCUGAAUACCUCAGCUACAGACUGAGGAGAAGCACCAAAGAGAGAAAAAAGAGGGCAGCAGGACCAGAUUUGGCCAUGUACGAUCAGUCCCCUACAGUAAAAGAAGAGAUAAAUAAAAAGCAAGACACUGGUCCAAAUCCAAUGUCUCCAACACUGACGAGAAUAGUGGAGUCCAUCUUCCAACACAUUGACCAGCUUACAGAAGAUAUAGAAGGGAUGAAGUUCCCCAAGGGCAGCCGAGACAACCCAGCCCGUACAUGCAGAGACAUAUACCUAGGUCAUCCGGAGUUCAAGGAUGGCUGGUACUAUAUAGAUCCUAAUUUGGGUGUGGCCAAUGAUGCUAUCCAGGUCUGGUGUAACUUGACAGCUCAUGGAGAGACAUGUGUCUAUCCUGACAGAGAAAAGAGAAUGAUGAUUCCCAAAUUCUGGGAGAAAGCCAAAGAGGUUGACAACCCAGACAAGUGGUUCAGUGAGUUAGUGGGUGGUUUCAAGAUAAGUUAUGCCAAUGAUAUCCAGUUGGUGUUCCUUCGACUGCUGUAUUUCCAAGCCACACAGAAGUUUACUUAUUUCUGCACCAACUCUGGGGGUUGGUACGACCAGGAGAAACAGAACUACGACAGUGCCAUUAUGCUAGAGGGCGCCAAUGACUAUGAGUGGAAUACGAGCAAGCUGACACCGAAAGAAGUUAUAUUUGAUGGCUGUUCGAAUGGCCGAUCAAAUAGCUAUACAGUUUUCCAACUAAAGACCAGUAAACUAAACCAAUUGCCAAUAGUUGACUUUAUGCCGAAGGACUAUGGGCAACCAUGGCAACAGUUUGGAUUUGAAGUGGGGCCAAUUUGUUUCCGAUAAGCACUAAUGUUGCCCUAUCCCUGCUCACAUGGAGUGACUCUUGAUAGCUGAAUCCUAGAAUCUGACAGGGGUUGAUAAAGGCAAGGAAGGACUUGUUUCCUGCUUUGUGAUUUCAAUCCGAGUGCCAAUUGAGGAAAAAAGUUGUAAAUAUGGCAUUGAUUUAUGGUCAGCAAAUGAUCUUUUUUGAGAAGUAAGUUAUAUGGUAUGGAUAUUUGAUAAGAAGUGAAAUAAUGAGCGAAAAUAUUCAUCAAUAUAUUAGAUAUUGUUUCAUUAAAUUUUUUUGAGUGAAUAAGUGGACUAUAAAGGCUCUGAGAUAAAAAGAUCCACCUUUCAUUUCCAGUUUGCUUAAGUCAUCUACAUAGGCAAAGAGAAAUGUUUCACAUCUUAUCUGUUCUUGCCACAUUGAAAUCACAAAUGCAGGAAGCAAAUUAUUUCUGUUCUUGUACAUUCUCUAAUAGAAGGAACAGCUUGUUGAUGAGUUCUUUGUUUAAGGGCAUGGGGGAGCAACAAAGUGAUGUAUGAUAUGUGUAGAGAUGAACAGCUGGGCUUUCAGCCUUCUAGCUUGCCUGGCCAAGGUAAUUGCGCCCAUAAAUCGUGUUCUUGACUAAUUAAUGGCCAUCAUAGCAUCUUUUGAGGGAUGUCCAUAUAAAGUGAGUGGACUAUUAUACUAGAACUACAUUGAAAACACUGCAAAACAUAAAAUAGUUGGAUUACUGCAAUUUUUUCAGCAACUUUUUCAACCAGUCAGACAUGGCUGUGAAUAUAGAAUUUGAUAGUUUACUAAUAUAUAAAUUACUAUGGAGAAAUAAGGCCAUUCCCUAAACACUCUGUUUGCCAAUAAAAACUCUCUCUAUUUUAUCUCUCUCAUCUGUUCCUCCACUAAGCGUGGCUUGUCUUGGUUGAAAAAGUCAUGUGAACCAAGACAAGCCACACUCUUAAAUCUGACAGAAGCGUACCGUUAUCUUGGUGAGGUAAGCUUUAAGGUGUCUCAACCAUUGCAUAUGACAACUUUGCCUUGCUUGCCUUUGGUUGCAAGAAUUAAUUGCAUUGUGUAUAUUUAAUGAAAGGUUUUGGACAUAGAAAGCUAACUAAAAUCUGGUUAUUUUUAUCCCAAGAUCGAACUGACUUUAAAGGGGGAAAAAAAAAGAUGAGCAAGACAAAGUUGCAAUGUGCAUUGUAAAUGGUAGGUACAUGAUUGGCCAGACUUGAGUCAAAUACAUUACAUGAAAAAUAAUAUUUUAUUUGACCCUGAAACUUGUAAUUUCAAAGUUCCAUCCAAUUAAAAAUGCAUAUAGGUAUUUAUGUUUUUAUUUAAUUUUAGAUGUUCCAUUCCAUAAAUUCUCAAUUUUAGUGUUUAAUGUCCAAUGUUCAUGUGCAUUCUUUUCACUGACAAUUUCAAUAAGAUUCCACUUUUUAUUUUGAACAUUAGAUAGAGUACAGUGGGUACAUUCGUAUGGCUCUUGCUUCUGACCAAACAGGCACCUACUGGCUUAUAUUAUGUGUACCAUAUAGACGAGCUAAGCUUUAUUGGUUUGAUGCAAUAAACUUAUUAACUUUUACACCGUUUUUGAUAUAGUGUAAAGUGUAGCCUAGAGACUAAUCUGCAAAACAGAGUUCAGUUAAUCACAUUAUAUAAUAAUAACUUCACUAUUAGCAAUGAUGGUGUAUUGGAGAUUUCAAAUGGUGCUAUACAGUAUAUCUGUGAUUUUUAGAUUCUGCAGAGAACUUGCAUUCAGUUAUUGUCAAUGGGACACAGUUUCACAAAAGAAAGUAGCUCAAAAGUUCAAUGCAACUUCAGUUCUGAAAAUUUUGUAUCUGUGUUGUCCUUGGAUAUGUCUGUAUUAGUCCACUAAAAUGAAAUAGCUAUUGGUCUAAAACAUCAUUAGUGUCUUACCUAUAGUAAGGCAGAGCCGAUAUCCCUAUUUAAAUGGACUAUCUGUGGUGUAUUUUGGGUCAAGAUAGAUAAAAAUUUUAUAGGCUUUUUAGUUGGAGCGAACUUACAACAUGCCUUCUUUUAUGAAACUGGCCCCAGCUAGGGCUUUUCCCUGUGGUUUCCAAUAUGAAGGGCAGGCAAUGAUGGCUAAGGCCAGCACACAUGGCGAGCUCUCUGCUGAGCUUCCAACCUCAUGAGCCCAACAAUGUCAACUCAUUGCUCACGUUUUGGUGAGUUUUAUUUUUGCCUCAGGAGAUAUGAUACUCAGAAACAUGUACUUGCUAUAUAUCUCAAGUUGGGGCACAUGCAGACCUUAUGGCUCAGACCUUACAUGGCAAGUAGCUCAGCACAAAGCUCCAAGUGUGUGUUGAACAAAAAAGAGAAAAAUUCACUGGUGGUAAACAAAUGUGUAAACUCCAUUCUGCUAACAUCUGGAAUAAUAAACUCCAAAUUGUCUUUUAGUUUCGCAGAUUGCCCAGUCUUCCAUAUUGAAAUCUGCAAGGAAUGAGAACAAGUAGGAAUCCACCCAGCUCAAAUGAUUUUGUAGAGCAUUGCAGUAGUUAAGGCACAAGUAAAAGUGACAAUCAGGUCUCACCAAAUGCAAUUAUCUGUAAUCUGAACAAUUUGGGGUCGUAUCCGUCUUUGAUGCGACGAAAGUUCUCACCCAACAAGAGAAGGGAUUGCUAGUUUGCCCCUUUUUAAAGCAGAAUUUCUUGUGAAACACCUAAGAAAUUGGGCCCACUGUUUUGGAGGAGGGGCACAGUAGUCAGAUUGGUUAAAGGCCAGGCUGGAAAACAAGAUAACACCGUUUUUUGUUUUAUUUUUAAUCGCUGCAUUUUUUCAGUGAACACUUGUAGUAAUAAUUUCAAGAAUUGCUUUGGGUACUAUGCCAGGGUACUCUGUCCAGUGGGCUUUCAUAAGCAGAGGUGAUACCACUAAUAUUAUCAAUUCCACCUUGUUUGUGUUCAUUAAGUCACAGCAGUUUUACUCUUUAGAUACUAAUCAUAGCUAUUAUGAAGCCCUUUAUUUUUAUCAGUAAUUAUAUACCGACACUUGCAGUGUUUGAGUAAUGUGAGCGCUUCUGUGUAUACAUGUUGUUGUCAACCAAUACAUUCAUUGACCUGAAAGAUCCCAAAUGUCUUUUUUUUUUACUAUAGGUUUAUUGGAAGGUUUUGUUUGAUAAAAAUGCAUGCACAUUUUGAAAAGAGGAAUGGUUGGAUCCCAUCUCUAUCCAAGCACCAUUUACAUUUAUUGUGACAAUUGUUAUAAUUAUCUACCAAGGUUUAAUUGAACAAAAUACAGGUUGAAUUGAAAACUAAUUGUAAUAUAUUGUAAACUUUUAUUGUACUAUGGACGCAAAAUUAAUUUUUGAUUAAACACAUUCUGAGUAAAAGUAAGUUUCUUAAAGAAACAGCAACAUAAAUAUUUUUUUGCAUUUCUUUCAGAACAGGUUUUGGUUCAAAUAUUGAAUCCAAAAUAUGAGGACUGAUCUACACAUUCAGUCUGAACUCGACUCCUGGCAUGGCCAUAGAGCCUUCUUCCAAAUGUUUUUGUUUAGCAUCUGUAUAUUUGCCAGCUUUGCUGCCUAGUACUUCCAUCAUGUUUCAGCCUGGCCUCUGAACUGCUGUUGGGUUUCCCACUGCCAGUGUAUUUAAGCUGUAUCACUGCCAUAUUGUGGAAUAAACUUUGUAAUGACUGGCAUCAAGUGUUUGUUUUACUGCUCUUCAGGUGGCCUGGUUCACAAAACAACUUAAUUUUGACCUAAAAUUGGUAUUAACUUUUUAAACUGAAAGUUGGUAUAAACUUUAAGACCAUCCUACUAAACUGGGGGAAUAAGCAGUUUCUUGUGGUUCAAAAUAGGCCGAAAUUUUGGUUUGGAGAGUUAAUAUCAAUUUUUGGGUUUAAGCUGUUUUGUGGACAUGGCCCCAGUGUUUCAAUAAUUUAUGUCCAUUGCAUUUUAUAAUUCUUCAUGCUGUCCCAUUUGGUAAAACUUCUUCAUAACUUUGCACUGUAUG